This is a messenger RNA of Euleptes europaea (tarantolino), 1578 nucleotides long. RefSeq names its product zinc finger protein 436-like. Lineage: Eukaryota; Metazoa; Chordata; Lepidosauria; Squamata; Sphaerodactylidae. The record is from RefSeq and is a predicted model, not a curated record. Gene Ontology annotation, molecular function: RNA polymerase II cis-regulatory region sequence-specific DNA binding; DNA-binding transcription factor activity. The transcript has 6 exons. Gene Ontology annotation, biological process: regulation of transcription by RNA polymerase II. The annotation marks the transcript as partial.
AUGGAGGAGCAGGACCCUGAAGGACCUGGGCAUGGCAAGAGAGCAAGGAAAGGCCCUCAUCCUGUCCAAGCUGGGAAUGGCGUUGAAUCCUGGGAGAGAGCUGUGCCAGAGAUCUGGAAUCAGGAGCCCCUGAACUCAGAAGUACAUUGUCAACUCUUCCGGCAGUUCCGCUACUGUGAGGCCAAUGGGCCCCGAGAGAGUUGGGGUCCAUCUGUGAAGAAGGAAGCUAAGUUCUGUGAGACGGAAAGGGCUCUGUUGGAGGAAGGGCAGCAGGCCCAGGCCCAGGAGUGUGCCCAAGAUGCCCUCUCACAUGGCAGUGAAAAGACAGAGUUGAUCCAUUCUCUAUGUGGAGGUGUGGAAACAGCUGCUGCUCCUCCAGUCCAGUCUCCGGUUUCCUUUGAGAAGGUGGCCGUGUAUUUCACUGAGGCAGAGUGGGCCCUGCUGGAUCCGAACCAAAGAGCUCUCUACAAGGAAGUCAUGCUGGAGAACUACAGGAGUGUGGCAUCUCUGGGGAAUGAUCAGUGGAAUGAGGGUGAUGAGGAAGUGCAUCAGGUAUUUCUAGAUAAAGUGAAGAAUGAAUAUAUGAAAGGAAACUUCAGGAAUCAAGGCAGAUUGAAGAGGCAGAAAGGAAGUCACAUGGUCGAGAAGAGGGAUAACCCCAUUCCCGGCCAAGAACAGGAUUUCAGUAAACUCAUCCACAUGGUGGAGAGAGUACACACAGGGGAGAAACCUUUUGAAUUCUCGGAGUGUGGAAAGACAUUCAGUUGCAGUGGCCAUCUUCAAGGGCAUCAAAGAACCCACACAGGGGAGAAACCUUUUGAAUGCUCAGUGUGUGGAAAGACAUUCAGUCGCAGUGGCAGUCUUCAAAGUCAUCUAAGAACCCACACAGGGGAGAAACCUUUUGAAUGCUUGGAGUGUGGAAAGAAAUUUCGUCAGACUGGUGAUCUUAAAAUGCAUCUAACAACCCACACAGGUGAGAAACCUUUUGAAUGCUCAGACUGUGGAAAGAGAUUCAGUGAGAGUGGCAGUCUUCGAAGUCAUCUAAGAACCCACACAGGUGAGAAACCUUUUGAGUGCUCAGCGUGUGGAAAGAGAUUCAGUUGCACUGUCAAUCUUCAAAAUCAUCAAAGAACCCAUACGGAGGAGAAAUCUUUUGAAUGCAUAGAGUGUGGAAAGAAAUUCAGUGAGAGUGACAGUCUUCAACUACAUAAAAGAACCCACGCAGGGAAGAAACCUUAUGAAUGCUCAGAGUGUGGAAAGAGAUUUACUUUCAUUGGCAAUCUUCAAACUCAUCUAAGAACCCACACAGGGGAGAAACCUUUUGAAUGUUCAGAGUGUGGAAAGAGAUUCAGUUGCAGUGGCCAUCUUCAAAUGCAUCAAAGGACGCACACAGGGGAAAAACCUUUUGAAUGCUCAGAGUGUGGAAAGAAAUUCAGACAGAGUAGCCAUCUUCAAAAUCAUUUAAGAACCCACACAGGGGAGAAACCUUUUGAAUGCUCAGACUGUGGAAAGAGAUUCAGUGAGAGUGGCAGCCUUCGAAGUCAUCUAAGAACCCACACAGGAGAGAAACCUUUUGAA